Messenger RNA from Elaeis guineensis (African oil palm), 1346 nucleotides. RefSeq lists its product as uncharacterized. Lineage: Eukaryota; Viridiplantae; Streptophyta; Magnoliopsida; Arecales; Arecaceae. The record is from RefSeq and is a predicted model, not a curated record.
UGACUCUCUCUCUCUCACUUCGUCAAGCCGCACCACUACUCUUCGCCAUCGUCCCACCGUUGUCGUCGUCACUCCGUGCCACCGUCGUCAUCACUCCGUGCCACCAUCAACGUCGUCACUCCACCACCGUCCAGGGGAUCGUGGGGAGAUCGCCGCAGAGGGGUUGUGAAUAAGGCCAUUUUGAGCGGAUGUCGGGCCCCACUUGAUGAUACACACCCUCAUUUUAGCCUUCUAUAUGAUGAGUCAGAGGACUUGGAUGAGAUGCAGCCACCCAAGUUUGCGAAGUAGGCUAAUGCUCAAUCGGAUUCACUGCAGCAGGAGGUCAUGGCACUGCAGCAUCAUCCCCCUGCAGGCACACCGCAGUGAUGUAUGGUACGUGGCCCUAGUAGGGGCCUCAUCUUGGAGAAAUAUAUACAUACCCACAAUGAAAAGCCAAAAGUAUAACUAUUUCAAGGUCAUCCAAUUAGUACAGAGGUGAGUAUAGUCGUCAAUGAGAUCAGUCUAUUCAUGUGGAAUCAUUUUUCGUGGGCCACUGAAAGUUUCAAGCACGUCGUCUCGCGAUUCUGCGAUGCCCUUGUCUUUCACAUCAAGGAUAACAUUAAGUUCGAGGAUUGCACCGACGAACAAGUGACGACAUGCAUCCUCAAAAUGGCUGCAAAUAGAUAUAGAGAUCGACGAUGUAGGCUUCAUAUGCACUGCAAUGAUCUACGAGGACUAUCUGAGGUCAGCAUCUAUGAAAAAUUCUAUCAGAACAAGAGUGGCCAGUUUGUAACCAAGGAGGCGAGGAAACAUCAUUUUAUUGUGAAGAAAAAACUAUUAGAGCUGAGAGAGCAGAUGAUGAGGAAGGUUGGAUCUGACAGCGAUGCUGAAUCACAAUCUAUUUGUUCGAUGACUGACGAUGCAAUCCUAGAUGCAGUCCUUGGGCGGCAACUAGGGUGUGAACACAGCAUGCAUUUCUCGAAAAAAAUUUAUUACAGUUCAUCGUCUGACCAAUCCAGAUGACUGAUGAUGCCUCGAUUCUAGAGGCAAGAUAUUGAUGAGCUCGAUGCAGGGUCAAAUUGAUUACUGGAUGAAUCAUAGCCAAACACUCAAGAGGAUAAUAGCCACGAUGGCGAGAUGGCUCGAUAUUGAUGCCUUCGAGUUAGCACCUCUACAGCCGCAUAAUAUCAUCUCUUUACAACCAUCGAGGCACAUAUCAGGUCAGGGAUCGAUGCCUGGAGAAGAGAAUAAGGUCAGCGAUUUUGAUGAUGCAUAGUUUGUAGAUUUUUAUGUUUUGGAUGGUGGAUGAACUCGUACUUUUGUAAUUCGUCAAUGAUAGAUAUGAAAUUUGAUGAUGCUUGGAUUUG